AUGCCAGACUCGACGCUGACCCACUGUCAAGAUUGCAAAAGGGCUUUCGCUUGCCUGCAUCAUGAGGUGACGUCCGUUGGCGGGUUGCUUUGCUUGCAGAGCGAGCAAGACCCUUGGGCGGUCGCGCACCGCUCAGAGAACGCAAUAGCAGCGUUCCAAGUCGAGCUCCGCGUCGCGAAGCGGCUCAGGGAGAGGGAGGCCCCGAGUGACGCGGCAAGCGGAGCAGGCGGCGGCAGAGCAAACUCUCUAGGCGCGGCAGCGGAUGAAAGCGCGAGGAGGAGGUCGGCGGUGCCGAAGCAGCUCCAGGUCGACCUGGAGUUCGUCUGGCUGGAGCGAUUUUACUCAAACUACGCAUGUGCGGAUGAGACCGCCUGGUCCAGCCUCCUGGCCGGCCUCAGGGCGUCGGGCACCUCGUCCGCCGCCUUCGAGGGGGCGCUCCGGGCUACGGCGCUCGCAAGCUCUGCCAUGCAGACGCGGCAGGCGGGGCUGAUGACCCUGGCGAAGCGAUACUACGGCAGUGCCAUCGCGAAUAUCAACUCGGCCUUGCAGAACCCCGCAAUGGCGCAGGACGACUCGGUCGCCGUUGCGCUGCUUUUCCUCCAGGUUUUUGCCGGAGGGGAACGUCGUGACCUGAUUUUUAAUGUCGUGAAGAACGCCUCCUGGGCGAGACAUGCCGUGGUAGAGCCGUUAUUGGCACGGGCGGUGGAAUUCAAGGGAGCGGUUGGCAGCGUGAUAACGUCUAUCAAACGUCGGAAGGCGCCCAUCAUAGGGAUUCUCCAGACAGGACUUGGCAUCAUCCGCGAUCUUGGAGCAGCCGCAAAUUACAGGAUCGUGUCGCCAGGGCCGCGGAAGACAGCACAGCAAACUAGAGCAAUGGGAGGGGAGUCGAACAAUUUCAACAACGUGUUGAGUGGAUGGUCGUACGGGACCGAGGCCGUGGUAAAGAGCAUGUAUCUCACCGUGAGACUCCAGGUGAUCGGGUUCAUCCUCAACCUGUCCAUCGCGCACGGCGAACCCACUUGUGAGGAGCUCAGGAUGCUCGCCAGCCUCCCACACGGUUUAACGGCGGUAGAGCAGGUCUGCGAGCAGAUCCGUGUCGUGUUCGGGUUUGACGGCAGGGAACCUGCGUCAAGGAAUCAGGGCAUCGCGUUCAAUGCUUGGUGCAUGUUAUGGCCUUUGAUCACUGUGCUGCAGUCCGGGUUUACAGACAGAGAAACACGGCUGUGGAUGAUGGACAAGUUAACCCUAAUAGAAGGUCUGGCGUCCCAAAGCGUUCAUUCCGGAGUUUGGACUAGCAGUCGGGUGUGACCAUUAACGUGCAUUCGGAAGGAUAUCCGGUGACUUCGACUUGGCUUUGGCCGAGAUUCGGAGAGUUAAUGAAGGAUAUAGUUCGCGUCGAACAGCAAAAUGACGACGGCGAUCCGGUGCUCGUGCGUGUGAUGAAAAGAUGCAUUCCGUAUGAGCGUCCACAGAUGAAGGAUGCAUCACCUUUGAUACUUCUCAUUCGUCUCUGUGAUAUCACCGUGACGAGAACCAGUCUCAGUUAGUGGGCUUUGAACGGGUACACGUCGGCAUGAGCCUCGAGAUGGAUGCGUUGCCCAGGUCAUGCAUGAGCUUAGCCCCUCAGGCCAUGGUUGUUCGCUCGAGUCGAUCCGGCGGCAGUUGACGUUGAGCUGACGGACAGAAAUCAACGGACACGAACAAAGAUGAUGCCCAGCCACCAAAA
Molecule: messenger RNA, 1726 nt
Organism: Colletotrichum navitas
Lineage: Eukaryota; Fungi; Ascomycota; Sordariomycetes; Glomerellales; Glomerellaceae
Exons: 4
Coding region: 1-1308 (435 amino acids)
Source: RefSeq, a predicted model, not a curated record